Etheostoma cragini (Arkansas darter) is the source of this 2412-nucleotide messenger RNA. RefSeq names its product phosphatase and actin regulator 3a (gene phactr3a). NCBI's taxonomy places the organism in Eukaryota, Metazoa, Chordata, Actinopteri, Perciformes, Percidae. Bases 171 to 1808 code for a protein of 545 amino acids. Gene Ontology annotation, molecular function: actin binding. The transcript is spliced from 12 exons. Gene Ontology annotation, biological process: actin cytoskeleton organization. The record is from RefSeq and is a predicted model, not a curated record.
CACACACACACACACACAAACUGAAUUUCUGCUCAGCCAUGGCUCCCUGGUAGAUGCUCAAAGCGGCUGUUGUCAGAGCGAAUUAAAUCUGCACUCGCUGCUUUCCUCCUGACCUUGCCUGCCUCGUUGGGUUUUCAAUAUUUUAUUCAGGAUUCCUGCGCUGUCUCCCCAUGGCUACAUCGGAUGGACUAGACGGCUGUCUGCAACGAGGCAGAUCUCAAAGUGACCCGAACAUACUCACCGAACCGGGCAUCGAUUUGGCUCAUGGCACAGUAGAGUUGAUGGACCAGCAGAUGGUGCUGAGGACUGGUUGUCUGGUGUCCGGGGUCCACACUCCACCCAUCCGACGUAACAGCAAGCUAGCCACCCUGGGACGCAUCUUCAAGCCCUGGAAGUGGAGGAAAAAGAAAAAUGAGAAGCUAAAGCAGAGUUCCACAGAUGUAGCAUUAUCAAGCAGUCUUCUAUGCCACGACCCAAACUCUCCCACCCAUGGCUGCUGCUCAGAUGGUACGGUCCUGCUUGGAGGAUUCGGGGGACCUUUGAACCCAAACUUCACAGUCAGCAGUGUGGAAUACCUUGGUCCUGAAGAGGAGCUUCCCCCUCCAGUAGCUGCCCCUCUUCAGGACUGUGAACGAGUGGAGGAGAAUGUACUACUCCCGGAGGACAAGGGUGGUGAGGAAGUGCACCCUGCCGGGGAUUUACCUGAGGGGCUACAGGGCGCGGGCGAACCGACGGAAGAAAGACCAGAGGAAGAGAGUCCUUCAGUAACGUCCCCACCACAAGUACCUUUGAAACCUUUGCCCCAGCUGAGCCCUGGAGAUGAGUCAGGCCCUGUGUCGCUCCCCACGCACCUGCCAAACUCCUACCUCCCCAAGGAGCCGCCACCCAGGGCCACAGAAAGCAUGUCUUCAAUGACCCUGUCACUACGAGGGCCCAUGGCCAACAUCUCAGGGUCCCCACAUAUAGGCAAUAUGAUGCACCCUCCCAUGCCCCCUAGCUGCAUUAUGGAGGAACUGCAGAGAGCCUUCGCGUCCAAGAACAGACACGAGAUUGUCCAUGAAGGGUAUGAGCAGGCCUCACCCCCAAGGCUGUGGUGUUCAGACGGACGGCUCUCUCGCUCCUGCAGCUCUGAGAACCAACACACAUCAUCUUUCGGAGGCAGCUGUGUGGGAGGUGGAGGGUCCGACUGGCCCAAGAAGGAGGCAGAAGAGAAUAAGGAGAACGUGCGGCUGGACCAGUGCUUCUCGAACGCCUCAGGCCUGCCCACCGACUUGGAGGGCUGGAAUGACUCUGUCAUCUCUGGCACACUUCCUCGCAGGCUAAGGAAGGAGCUGCUAACUGUCAAACUACGAAACCGACCCAGCAAGCAGGAGCUGGAAGACAGGAAUAUCUUCCCAGCCAGGAGCGACCAGGAGCGCCAGGAAAUUCGCCAGCAGAUUGAGAUGAAACUUGCAAAGAGGCUGAGCCAGAGACCGAAUGUAGAGGAGCUGGAGAGUAGAAACAUCUUGAAACAGAGAAACGAGCAAACAGAGCAAGAGGAGAGGAGGGAGAUCAAACAGCGGCUAAACAGAAAGCUCAACCAGCGGCCUACAGUAGACGAACUACGAGACAGAAAGAUUCUGAUCCGCUUCAGUGACUAUGUGGAGGUGGCCAAAGCUCAGGACUAUGACAGGAGAGCAGACAAGCCCUGGACUCGGCUCUCAGCAGCAGACAAGGCUGCAAUCCGAAAAGAGCUCAACGAGUUCAAAAGUACGGAGAUGGAAGUGCAUGCCUCAAGCAAACAUCUAACGAGGUUCCACCGGCCAUGAAAGCAGGGAGUUUCUUCUGUGAAGAAAUGCUGAGUUUGGACAUUUUGCAAAGCUGCUCAGCGGUGGAAGGUUUAAAGAGCCUGGAGCCUUUUUGUCUUCAGUAUGUCUUUAACAUUCUUCCAGCACCCGCGACUAUCAUAUCAUCUGUAUGAGGGCACGAGUGUGGGAGAGGCGAUGACGGUAAUGUUUUUCGUCAGGGCGUCCUGGAGACUACUGAAUGUCGCCAUGUAGAAGCUGGCUGGUGGAAGCGGACUCUGGUGGAUCCUCCGACUCUCGGGGUGAGAGUGGAGGAAAAAAAAAAACAAUCUUGUCAUUCAGUCAUUGUUUUGUUUUUUUGUACUAUUUCAUGAACUCCUUUGACAAGGCGGCGUGGAUCCGUGUAGUGGGAACAAGUUGUGCAUGUGACCAGCUUCACCUUUUCUUAACUGAUAAUGUGUCACUUGGACUGUGUAAAGACUGCAGUCUGGGGGAGGUGGUAUUGGGGAUGAAUUUGAUAAUAACUGUACAUACAGUGUGUCAAUCUGAAUGGGACUGUUAAUGUCUUCAGUGAAAAGAGAAAUACCUUUGUAAGCACUACUUGUCUUCAAAAUACAAGGUCUUUUUU